UAUUUACUGAAACAUUAGUAUGGUCUGUGAUGCCUCACAGUUUGACUGACCGCACAGGCUCAUCAUAGCGAUCCUUUUAAAGGUUGCACUCAUGCAGAAACGAUAUAAGUAAGAAGUCAAGGGCAAGCAGAUGAAAACCACAGUCUGAAUAUCAGGGUCUGACUCAACACCUCAAAGACGAAAGGCUGAAAAGAUGAUGCAUGCUGUGCACGAUCUUAUGUUUCUCUAUCUUCUAACAUGUCUUGGACAAAAUGGGCAUGGAAGUGAAAUCAUAAAUGGCAAAAAUGUCCCACAGAACUCAAUGCAGUAUAUGGCUUCUGUGCAGGUCAAUGGAAAACACGUAUGUGGAGGAUUUCUUGUCAGUGAAGACUUUGUGCUCACGGCUGCACAUUGUUACAAAAAUUCUCCUAUGGAGGUUGUAAUUGGAACCCACAACCUGAAGAAGGUUAAUAACAACAAAAUGAGAUACAGUGUAAAGACAUGCAAGCACCCACAAUAUGACAAAGUUGUAUCUGGUAAUGACAUCAUGCUCCUCAAACUCUCGAGGAAACUUCAACUGGACAAGAAAGUGAAACCGAUACAACUGGCAAGGAAGGAGAUUAAAGCAAAAGACAAUGUAAAGUGUCAGGUGGCUGGAUGGGGUAUCACAGAAACCAAUGACAAAGCUGUUGAUGUGCUGAGAUGGGUAGAUGUGCCUCUUAUUGACCUUAAUGUCUGUAAGAAACAAUGGACAUUCGAGGAAGUUACUCUUCCAAAAGGUGUUAUCUGUGCAGGAGGAAUUAAGUCAGAGAAUGGAUUCUGCCAGGGUGAUUCUGGUGGCCCUCUGGUGUGCAAUGGAACAGCGGUCGGUGUUGCGUCUUUCAACAUGAAAAAAAACUGUAUUUACCCAAACCGACCCAACGUCUAUACAGAUAUAUCAAAGCACCUUUCCUGGAUCAAAAACAUUCUGAAAAAAAAGCAAUGCUAAGUAUAUACUGUAACAAUGUGCAAUCUGCAAUAUCUGGCAUUAUAAUACUGUAUGUGAACUGCAGGAUAAAUGUAAAAUAGCUUCAGAUAUCUCUCCUGUAUUGCAAAGAUAUUCCUGCUUGCUCUUAAA
Messenger RNA from Haplochromis burtoni (Burton's mouthbrooder), 1096 nucleotides. Its product is annotated as mast cell protease 1A. Gene Ontology annotation, biological process: proteolysis. NCBI's taxonomy places the organism in Eukaryota, Metazoa, Chordata, Actinopteri, Cichliformes, Cichlidae. The coding region runs from base 194 to 967 and encodes 257 amino acids. The transcript has 5 exons. Gene Ontology annotation, molecular function: serine-type endopeptidase activity. The record is from RefSeq and is a predicted model, not a curated record.